Molecule: messenger RNA, 1303 nt
Organism: Osmia lignaria (orchard mason bee)
Lineage: Eukaryota; Metazoa; Arthropoda; Insecta; Hymenoptera; Megachilidae
Source: RefSeq, a predicted model, not a curated record
UUCUUAUCAGCUUAAUAUCUGAUACACUCCCCAUCGGGGAGUCAGAAUAUUAACCUUAUUUUUGGAAUUGGUCGGACUCCGGGGCUUGCUCCGACUCCGACACGGGUCGUACCUGCCUUGCAGUGCCGCAGGACGCGGCCCACAUUUAUUAAUUUAAACAUAAUAUUGAGCAUUUUAAAAUGCUCUGACUUUUCUUUUAGUUUUUAUUUUUAUCUGGGGUCGCGAUCGCGUUUUGGACUUAUCCCAAUGGCAGUGGUGCGACUCACUGUGAGAUAGACGACUGGGACGCGUGGUAAUUCGACGACGAACCCCCAGUCCAGCUGCACCGCCAGGGGCAACGAGGUCAUUAUUACCUCCCCCCCCCAUGAAACCUUCCCAUGCCCCUUCUGCAAUAAAGGGGCACCCCCAUCUCGAAUGAAGUGGUCGUGUACCAGCGGCACGAGGACUUAGGCAAGCACCUGCGCCUCCAACACCACGGCACAAACAGAAGGUGGGUCUGCGGUGUGUGUUUCUUCAUCGACGACAGCACUUAUCUGCUGAAGAAGAUGUGGAAGCACCACGCAGACUCCCACAGGAGUAAUGCAGUGCCUCGUGCCGCUGGGACGCGGUCAUCUGCCCCAAAGGGAGAUAAUAGUGGCGGUGCACCCUUGGCUAGGGGGGAUUCAGCCGAGGAGCGACCCUCUAUAGACGCGGCGCCCUCUACGACCCAGAGGCCCCCUCCGUCCCCGUUGGAAGCGGCAGGGACCACCACGCGUGGAGUACCCUUGGCUGGGGGGGAUUCAGCCGAGGAGCGACCCUCUAUAGACGCGGCGCACUCUACGACCAAGAGGCCCCCUCCGUCCCCGUUGGAAGCGGCAGGGACCACCACGGGUGGAGGCGCGCUGACGCCCGCCACUAAAGCUACCACAACCAACCCCAGGACUGCGCUAAAGGAGAAGCCUGUAAUCACUUAAUCGGUGACUGGGAGAAACCUUAUGAUGGGCUGGGCUAUCAAGAAGACAACGACCACGAGGAAGAGCGAGACGCCGUCCAGCCCCAGCGAUGGACGACCUAUUUUUAUUUCUAUAUUUGUUUUAUAUCUAUGUUUAUGUUCAUAUUUAUAUAUCUAUCUACGUUUUAGUAUAGAUUUAUUUCUACAUCUAGCGCAUAUUACUUAAUAACUACACUAAAAAGAAGAUUCUAUUAUAUGUAUAUUCCCAUCUAAAGGGCUACGUCCAAGACUGCUGUAAAUGUACCCCCCAAGGGCAGGCCAUUGGGGAAACGUUAAUUGUUAAAAUAAAGCGCUAUAUCUGUUCUUAUCACA